This is a messenger RNA of Anopheles funestus (African malaria mosquito), 5785 nucleotides long. RefSeq names its product alpha-protein kinase 1-like. NCBI's taxonomy places the organism in Eukaryota, Metazoa, Arthropoda, Insecta, Diptera, Culicidae. The coding region runs from base 869 to 2476 and encodes 535 amino acids. The transcript is spliced from 7 exons. The record is from RefSeq and is a predicted model, not a curated record.
CUCUGUUGACUGUGUGCGUUUCCGUUUGGCUGCCUGUCUCGCUGUAACACAUCCGGACAGCAGCGGCAGCAGCAGCAGCGACAACAGCUUCAUCACUUUCCGCGUGUUUUUCGUCCUUCGCGUCAAAGGCGCUAGACUUACGUACGUGAAUACACGGCGCGCGCGUGUUUAUACGUGUGUGCGUGUGUGUGUUAGUGUUCGGUGUGCAUGCGUACAAGGUUGCUGCUGUGUGUACGGUGAAGUCGUUGUCAUCUUCGCACAGUUCCUUGCGUGAAACACGUACGCCUUUCUCAACAGUGGCCGCUAGUAGAAGCGAAUAAUAAGCAGAGUCAGUGAAAAUAGAAUAGGAAAAUUGCAUUCCAUGCCGAAUUGAUUUUUCACAUUAAAAUACAACUUCCGAUAAAAAUUGUUAGCAAAAAGAAAAACCGAAACAAAUCAGCAUAUUCCUAGUGGCUUUAUGAAGGAAAAAAAAGCAUUUAAAAACGUGUGUGAAAUACGAAAAGUUGUUAUCUAAUAGCUGUUUUUAAAAUGCGUGCGCUUGUGUUGUGAAAGUGUUCUAAAAUGAAGUUAAUUCGGGUUUUUCUUCUCUCCUGCAGCGUGUUAGCAAAAGCUUGCAUUAUCAAAUGAAUGUGACGAAUGUGAUUGAUUGUGUUGCAAUCUUAAUGGUGAAACAUGAUACGGUGCUACGUGAUGUGGUGAAUCAGAUGCGCACGGCUGAAAGUGCUUACCCUAAUGGGCGGUAAACUGGCCCGUGCGAUCUUAACCCGCGUCUGCUAAGUCCAGUUGCACGUGCAUUUUCACGCGCGCGCGUGUGUGUGUGUAGUGUAAGAGUGUCCCGUGUUUAGAUAACUUCUGCAAGUGCCACAGAAUGGGAUGCGGACAGAGCAAGAUCCAUCUCUAUCCGAGGAAAAACAAAAGUAAAUCGAACGGAAAGAAAAGCGGCCAUAUAGAGGAUGCCGAAGCGGACGAAGAGGACGGACAGAAUGGCCGGAGUGACGACCGGAGCGACCGGGGUGAUCGGGGUGACCUCAACGGCGAAAAGGAGAAGCUCGACGAGGACCAUUCGCUACGGGACGACGGUUCGCCGGAACCUCCGAAUGGAGAAAUUGUGUCAAUACUCCGCAAAAAUGGAUCCCUGCUCCAGAGCCAGGAAAUAUCCUCCAGCCAACAGAACUUCUUCCGAAUGCUGGAUCAGAAGAUCGAAGAGGGCCCAGAUUACGAUUCGAGCAGUGAAACGGAGCAAGCGCUGGAAGAGGCCCGCCUGAAUGCGCUGGUGCAGCACUGGGAGUCGGCCAGCUUGACCACGUCGAUGUGUUCUUCCACCAGUCGGUCCCUGCAGGGUACGCCGGUCCGACAGGUACCGCUCAGACAGCCUCCACUGAGGCCGCCGUUCCAGCAACCGCUCAGUGCCGAGCUGUUGUCCCAGCAGCAACUGCUGCUCAAGCAACAGCACCAUCAUCUACACCAGCAGCAACAGCACCAACAGCAGCAGCAUCUACAGCAACAGCAACAGCUGAUCCAGCAUCAGCAGCAGCAGCUACACAACCUUCAACAGCAGCAGCAGCAGCAACACAGUCUCCAAACGGCACAAGGUUCCCAGUCACAACAGCAGCAGCCAAUUCUGCACCCGAACCUCAGCAUCGGCAUGAACAGUCCGAAGCGGAUAAUCGCCACGGGUAAUGCGGUAAGUGUCGGCGGUAUGCCCCUCGGGGGCGAUGGUCCCAGCCAACGGCAGCUGCUUUCGCAAUCGAUCAUCCAUCAGAACUAUGGUGUGAUACAGCCGUCCCAGACGACGCCUCAGCUGCGUCCAAGCUCAGGUCGCACACUACCCUCGCCGGUUCAGUGCUUGCAAAUGUCCUACUACCAGCAGCAGCAACAACAAAACCAACAACAACAACAGCAACAACAGCAAGCCCAAUCCCUUAGUCAACAAUUCCAGCAGCAGCAAUCGUUACCUCCACAUUCUACGACGUCCUACUACAAUGACAUUCUGCGACAUCCGAUGCAGCUUCCACCAGUGACGCAGCUUCAACUGCAACAGCAACAACAGCAACAGCAACAGCAGCAGCAACAAAUGCAAUCACAAGUCCAACCGCAACAGCCAAUGCCGGCGGGAAUCUCGAACGUUUCGUCCUCCGUAGCGGCCUCACUCGCGUCCGCUUCGGUAGCGGUUGCCUCCGCCAGUGGUACGAGCGGUGGGACGAGUGGUGCCGUCGGUGGCCCACUUUCCAUGUCCUCCACCGAGCCCCGCUUCCCACCCGCCAUUGCCGUGCAGCGUUUAGCGCCCCAGGUCCAGCGGCAGCUACGCGAAACGCAGGAGCUGAUUAAGGAUUCCUGCGUGCAGCUGUACGGAUCUGCAUACGGGACCGGACCUGGUCCACCGACAGGACUGCCAACCGGGACCGGCUCGGUUCUGGCACGGGCCACUGCCCGCCGGCCAACGCUCGAGACACAGUAUUCGCAGGAACUAUCGUGAUAUCUAGACAAGUAGUGAAAUAUUUCCUAUAAACGACGACGGCAAAGGUGCAGCGGAUAUUGGAGGGGGAGGGAACGCCAACGCCAACAAAUCCGAUCCACUGUGUUCCGCUUGUGCUUACACAAGGUCCUUUUAGAUCACUCUUCCGAAGUAGGAGUGGUUUUAACCUUGCUUCGUGAUACAAUUCAUCCUCCCCAUCCUCUUACAGUCGCUUCUGAAGCAAACUCCAGUCACAUCUGUUUUGGUGUUGUUCCCGAACAUGGAUGAGGUUUGGCUCAACGAGAGUACAAGCUCUCAAACUGCUCUGCCAUAGGAAAAAACGGACGACUUACUUUUUUCACCUAACAAACAGUCCAUUCCGAUGCUCCACAGUCUACUGACACAGCUGAUUUUGGCGUCCGUUUGAGCCAAUGUACAUAUUAACUCAAACACUCACAACAAGAACUACAAAUGCGUCACGCAACUUUUCCCUACUACUGUGGCCACACUACGUUUUGAGGAUGCGUCGGAACACCAACCGAUCCAAACUAGUAUGCACUGAGUAAAAGAAACAAAAGGACGAUAACAGACAAAACGUAUCCACUCACAAGUACACACACGAGCACAGGAAACACAUUCAGCAAACAUUCAAUAAAUAUAGACACUAUAUGUAGUAUAGAUGAGUAAAGGAACUGUAACGGACAAGAGAACCGUAAAGAUACGAUACAUGGGGAGCGCGUUAGCUAACUCUUCACAGUAUCUAGCUUUCGGUCUUAUUUCUUCCCACCUUUUCCACAACACACAGCCAUAUACACACACACACGAAUCGUUUAGCUUGAGGAGAAAUCAUCACAAUUAGUUCCAGAACUUGUAGAGGAAGGGUUCACGACAAAGCAAAAUGAUGAUGGUUAGUAGUAACUGCUUCUAAAAAAAAUUACACCGUCAAUAGCAAGCAAAAAUAAAAACCCGGACAAAAAUUCGAAGAAAGGUAGAAAAUGAGACUUUGGAGAAAGAUGGCAAACAGAAUGGAAAGACAAAUCGGAUAUGUUGGAGGUGCGUAAAAACAGAGAAACAUUAUUCAACCUAGCUAGUAUGUACUGUUCUUUUGUUUGUUUGUUUUUUCGUUCGUAAAAUGAGCUAAAGAUAGUUUUUGAUACACUAGUAAAAGUGUAUGAAGAAGUAAAACAACAACAUAUAAAAAAGCCAAAACAAAUAGAAAUGAGAAAUGAAAUAGGUUAACACUUGUAAAACAAAUAGAAGUAAACAAACGCUUAGAAGAAUGAACAAACAACAAAAGAAUGGAGUCAUAAAACUCAAGAUAAAAAAACAGCAAUUGAAACAUUGAAACACAUUGACAAAACGUUUACGAACAACACGCAGUGUAUUGGAGAAUAGAUGUGUAAAAGCGAGAUUUUGUGGAAUAGUUGCAGUGGAUCUACUUUAUCGUUGACUUAUUUUAUACUAUUUAGUUACUUUCUACACCAAAAAAUAAAAGUAUGAAAACUUUUACGAAGAUCAUAUGAAGUCAGAUUUUUAUCAAUGUUUUUUAGUUGAGUUUUUAUUUGUUGUGAAUAAUGCGUAUAUGUUUGCAAGCAAAACAUUAAAGAAACGCAAGAGAGAAGAGAAGAAAAGCUGAUCGCAGCGAAACAGGAAUUAGGAACUAAAAGGAUUGCAUUAGGAAGUGAAGGAUAAAAAAGAAUUCGUAUUUCAUAGCUAAUAUAUAUUGAAGCAAUCUUUUCUCUUCUAAAUUUUACUUGUUGACAUGCUGAUGUGAUUUAAAAGAGACAUAACGAGAAGAAAAAAGAGAAACCCCGAAUUGAUAUCGAUUCUCCCACGUGGGGAAGGAAACGUUCGUAAUUGCACUAUACAAUUCGACUUAACUCGAUCCUUACACACACACAAACACACACUGAUUAGGUAAUUUAAAGAGAAAGAAAGAGCGAGAGAGAGAGGAGAGAUAGAACCCUAGAAUUUGUGUGUAUGUGUGUGUACUUUGUACAAAUAAAAAAUUACACGAAUAUGACGUCAAACACGAUUUCGAUUCUAAAGGCUUGUCCCGUUGUGGGAUAAUACAGCCAUGGUGUCUACAAUUAAAGGAGUUAAUGAAUUUAGCAGCACGUGUACGUGAUCAUCAGUAAGUGAACUUUCGUUCUCCAUUUUUCGUCAACGGGAUCGAACAGUCUUUUUUUCUAUCACAACUGACACGCUACAGAACUCUAAGUGCGCAAGUCGUUACAAAUUAGCCAAAUUUUAACUGAGUUCAAGCGUAAAAGAAGCCGAAACGCUUAAGGUAAUCGAUUUAUUUUAAGCUGAAGCGUACACCGGAAGGACAGUUGCAUGAUAAUUAGUAAUAGAAAACUAAAACGAGGAUGAGGCUGUCCUUAUGCCAACGCAACUCGUCUAUCGUGGAAAUCGAGGAAAAGAUUUAAAGAUGCUCCAAAGUAGAAUUAAAGUUCACUACACUCAGACACACAUUUCCUUCGUGACACGGAACGAAUAAAAAACAUGGAUGAUUUACGAGCGAGCGCGACACACUGUAUUUUACUGAUGAUUUGGUGUGUACUUAAACAGGCUACUUCGUACUGUCCACUACAUCAGUAUUGCCCAUCGAGUAAUUUCCUUCACAAUUCGCAUGGUGUAUGUGUAAGUCUCACGGAAUGGAUAAAUUUCCCGCACGAUUACCUUCUAACAGUGUCAGUGUGUUACUGGAACGGAAAAAGAAACAAUUGCAAAGAGAAAAUAAAACCCGAAACCCAACACAUACGUUUAUUUAAUGCAUAGUAAAAACGCGAAACAAAAGGAGAAAAAGGAGAAAAAAGAACCUUAGUGUAUAAGAUGUUCAGUGUAAACCAAAAAAAACAUGAAUUCAUUCAUUCGCAGAACAGAAAAGAAAGAAAGAAAGAAAGAUAUAGAGAUGCAUAGAUUCCUGCAUACUGUAGGGGAGAAAACUCAAAUUAAACUAAUGCCCAUUUUGACGAAGUUCCCUCUAUUAAGUGCACGUGAAAUAAGUAAAAAAAAUAUAUAAAAAAUAAAGAAGAGGAAGUGAAAAUGAAGAAGAGAGAAGAGUAACCAUGCCAACAAAGCCGGUUAUAGGAAAACAAACCAAAAACAAAGCAAAGUUAUCAUUCUAAUGAACAGGAUAUGUAAUGUAAUUGGAAGCAAAGGCAGUGGAGUAAAGUGGAUCGUGUCGUGCGUGUUUUCUUCUUUUGUUUUCUAUUAUUUAAUGAAAUCCGACUAUGUACAAAGCCGUGAAGAAAAUCGAUAGAGAAAAGUAAUGGAAAAUUAUAUAAAAUUCAAUAAUAAAAAAAGAAAAACGUGAAUAACAAUGGA